UAAAUCCGUGGCAAAUUUGCAAUUCUCAUGGGUUGGCCGACCGCCGAUGCGUCUGACGUCGAGAUGGAGCAUGAACCUGUCCCCCUCGACAGGGCCGUGAAGAACCUCAUCUCUGAGAGUGCUCUUGUCUUUGACGGUCUCACGCGUCUGUCGACGUCCGUACAGGACGCCGCCCGCGCCUACCGGUCUGCGCUGAUCAAGUGCGUGCGGGACAUGGACAGCGGCAACGACCUGUCCGACGUCGUGAAAGCAUCCGUGGCACUGCUACAUCUGUGUGAGAUCCUGUAUUUCUCGACCGCGUCGACGCUGCUGCCGUACGCUUUUGGGGCGUGGGUGCAAGAACAUUACGGGUCGCUGGAGCUGGAAGAGUUGGACGACGCGUUCCUCCAGCUUCAGAGCCACGUAUCUCUCGACACGUCCGACGACGACGCUACGUACUGGCCGACGAUCAUCCAGCUCGUGAUCUCGGGACACGGACGCAAGGCAUGGGAACUGCUCUCCCGCACCACGUCGACCCUCCAUUCCAAAUACGCGCCGUCCCUUGCAAGCCUCCGCCACCUGCUGGUCCACAUGCCGACCACGGCUUCCGACGCGUCGUUCAACUGGACCGCGUGGAACGAUGCGAUCCUCCAUCUCCUUCAGAACGACCCGCUGGCCUUGUCGGACGCGCACAUCCGCUUGCUCCUCGAGCUCCUCUCUGGCCAGCACCUCGAUCAGCAUGCGCGCAGCUGGCAUCAACAGGUCGUGGCCAAAUGCUUAUUCGAAGACCCCAAGGCGCACUUGUCGGCGCCCACCACUGGGCGCCGCAUCGUCCAGCGCUUGGAAGCAGCGUUCCCGUCGACGUUGCCGCCGUUCGAGCAGAUUGUAUUGCUUCUACUUCAAUACGACUUGACCUCUGCGUUGGAGCAUAUCCAUGGGCUCAGUGCAGCGUCGUUUCCUUGGUUUUUGGCCCACUUGGCCGAUUUGUUGAUUCGGCAGGGGGAACUCGCGCCCACCGAAACGUUUGUGCUGGCGUUUGUGCGCUCGUCACUCGUGCCUAGUAGUACUAUUAGUACUACUAGCCUCUGGCCCCUCGCAACGCUGUAUUUGGAGCAAUGCCCAACCAAAGGAGGUCCCGUCGUCCUGGAAUUGGUGCGGCAGGUCCCAAUCGAAUCGGACUUUGCUGCGAAUAAACUUCUCGACAUUUGCAGCACCUACCACCUUCCGCAAGCCGCCGCGGUCAUCGCGUCCGACCGGGGGCGGGCGUGGGAAGCCAAGCAAAACGUGGCCAUCGCGCUCACGUGGUACCUCCGUGCCAACAAUAUGGACGCGAUCAACAGUUUAUGUGAUGCUAUUGUCAAGCAAGACCUAGUUCACACGACUUGUUCGAAUGCACAACUGGACGCGGCCGCCGCCAUAUUGGCCGAAGCGCCGACGCUGUCGCAGACCGUGGACUUUGUCGUGAAGUAUCACAAUGUGACACUGGUGCUACGGGAUUUGGCCCACUUGCAAUCGAUCCAAAACGACGACGGGGAGAAUAGACAGAACCUCCCCACGAAAUGCGACGUGGUGCAGCGCGAUGCCGCGCGCCGAUUGGCUGAACUGUGCACGCACUGCAGCGUGCCACGUCAUCUGUGGCACUCGACGUGGACCAGUCUCGUGCCCCUGCUGCAAAAGUCCCCGCCCGUGUUUACCAGCGUCCAACUGUUUGGCCUCUUGGAAGCGCUUCAAGACCGCGAGAUUGCUUUGGAGACGACAUUUGAAACGUGUGACCAUGACAACGUUCACAACCUGCUAGGCCAACUGCACCGAGCGAUCGCUGUUUGCUUGAGCCAGACGCUGCUCGUUGAGGGUUAUUAAUAACAAAGCAGUUCAUAUGAUUCCACGUCUCA
Aphanomyces astaci is the source of this 1871-nucleotide messenger RNA. RefSeq lists its product as hypothetical. Gene Ontology annotation, cellular component: nuclear pore outer ring. The coding region runs from base 28 to 1839 and encodes 603 amino acids. The transcript has 3 exons. The record is from RefSeq and is a predicted model, not a curated record. Lineage: Eukaryota; Oomycota; Saprolegniomycetes; Saprolegniales; Verrucalvaceae. Gene Ontology annotation, molecular function: structural constituent of nuclear pore. Gene Ontology annotation, biological process: mRNA export from nucleus; protein import into nucleus; positive regulation of DNA-templated transcription.